This is a messenger RNA of Gastrolobium bilobum, 3423 nucleotides long. RefSeq lists its product as uncharacterized. Bases 33 to 3182 code for a protein of 1049 amino acids. Gene Ontology annotation, molecular function: hydrolase activity, hydrolyzing O-glycosyl compounds; carbohydrate binding. Lineage: Eukaryota; Viridiplantae; Streptophyta; Magnoliopsida; Fabales; Fabaceae. The record is from RefSeq and is a predicted model, not a curated record. Gene Ontology annotation, biological process: carbohydrate metabolic process. The transcript is spliced from 23 exons.
UUUAAUAUAAAUAGAGUCCAAAGGCUCAAGCAAUGAUUGUAGAGUCAUUAGUGUUGAGUUGCAGUUUCAGCAUUUCCAAAGCUGAUGCGAUUCCAUUUCCAUCUUCACUUCAUCGUCAUCGUCUUCUUCGAAACAAGCCAUUUUCAUCUGCGAUAAUCACUCUCAGAAAAAAGGGGAUUUGUGAGAAGUUUAUAUCCGGAAUGGCUAAUUAUGAAGGACAGACAGUCACUAGUGGUAACAAUGUCAGAUCAGGGAAUAUGAUUUUUGAGCCAAUUUUGGAAGAUGGAGUGUUCCGUUUUGAUUGUUCUGUAGAUGAUAGAGAUACAGCAUAUCCCAGUAUUUCUUUUGUGAAUAGCAGGGAUAGAGAGACGCCCAUUACUACUCAGAAGGUUCCUUCAUAUACUCCUACUUUUGAGUGCUCUCAAGAGCAGCAGGUUGUCAAACUUGAGCUGCCUAUAGGUUCCUCCCUCUAUGGAACUGGAGAAGUUAGUGGGCAGCUUGAGAGAACAGGCAAAAGUGUUUUCACAUGGAACACGGAUGCAUAUGGUUAUAGUCCUGAAACUACAUCCUUGUACCAAUCACAUCCGUGGGUGUUGGCUGUUCUUCCAAAUGGGGAGUCACUAGGAAUUCUUGCUGAUACUACGAAGCGUUGUGAGAUUGAUUUGAGGAGAGAAUCAACAAUACGUUUCGUCGCUCCAUCCUCAUAUCCCAUCAUUAUAUUUGGUCCUUUUGCUUCACCCACGGAAGUUUUGAUAUCUCUAUCAAAAGCCAUUGGAACUGUGUUUAUGCCUCCAAAAUGGUCAUUAGGCUAUCAACAAUGCCGUUGGAGCUAUUUAUCUGAUCAGAGAGUUCUGGAGGUUGCAAGAACAUUCAGGAAAAAGCGCAUACCUUGUGAUGUGAUAUGGAUGGAUAUUGAUUACAUGGAUGGUUUUCGUUGUUUUACCUUUGACAAGGAGCGUUUUCGAGAUCCCAAGUCUUUAGUAAAAGACCUCCAUUAUAGUGGUUUUAAAGCUAUUUGGAUGCUCGAUCCUGGGAUCAAGCAGGAAGAGGGUUAUUUUGCAUAUGAUAGUGGUUCUAAAAAUGAUGUUUGGGUCAAAAAGGAAGAUGGAACACCUUUUGUUGGGAACGUGUGGCCUGGGCCUUGUGUCUUCCCUGACUAUACACAGUCAAAAGUUCGUGCAUGGUGGGCUAAUUUAGUUAAAGACUUCAUUUCCAACGGUGUUGAUGGCAUAUGGAAUGAUAUGAAUGAGCCAGCUAUCUUCAAGGUUUUAACAAAAACAAUGCCUGAGAGCAAUGUUCAUAAAGGAGAUAGUGAAAUUGGAGGUUGUCAGAAUCAUUCUUUCUAUCAUAAUGUGUAUGGUCUACUGAUGGCAAGAUCAACCUAUGAAGGCAUGAAACUAGCUAAUGAAAAGAAGCGUCCUUUUGUUCUCACCAGAGCUGGAUUUGUUGGCAGCCAAAGAUAUGCAGCAACAUGGACCGGAGAUAAUCUUUCAACCUGGGAGCAUUUUCAUAUGAGUAUCUCCAUGGUACUUCAGCUGGGACUCAGUGGCCAGCCAAUUUCGGGUCCUGAUAUUGGUGGAUUUGCAGGAAAUGCAUCGCCUAGACUUUUUGGAAGGUGGGUGGGUGUAGGUUCCUUGUUUCCCUUUUGCCGAGCGCACUCUGAAGCUGGCACUACUGACCAUGAACCCUGGUCUUUUGGGCAAGAGUGUGAAGAAGUCUGCCGACAGGCAUUGAAGAGGCGCUACCGCCUUAUCCCACUCAUCUACACACUUUUUUAUUUUGCUCAUACAAGGGGUACUCCAGUGGCAACUCCUACUUUCUUUGCUGAUCCAAAAGAUCCUAACCUGAGGAAACUUGAAAAUUCAUUUUUGCUUGGUCCAGUUUUAGUGUAUGCAAGCACCCUACGCAGUCAGGGGUUGGAUAAAUUGGAGUUUACUUUUCCUAAGGGCAUAUGGUUGAGUUUUGAUUUUGGUGAUGCGCAUCCGGAUUUGCCAGCUUUAUUCUUAAAAGGUGGCUCAAUUAUUCCUGUGGGCCUCCCUCUUCAGCAUGUUGGGGAAUCUAAUCCAUCAGAUGACUUGACUCUUCUUGUGGCUUUAGAUGAAAAUGGGAAAGCUGAAGGUGUUCUAUUUGAGGAUGAUGGCGAUGGAUAUGAUUUCACUAAAGGCAAUUAUAUAUUGACACAUUAUGUUGCUGAACUUGAAUCAUCAGUUGUUACUGUGAGUGUACACAAAACUGAAGGAUUAUGGGAAAGACCUAAACGCCGCCUUCAUAUUCAAUUAUUGCUAGGUGGGGGUGCAAUGCUUGAUACAUGGGGAAUGGAUGGAGAACUUCUGCAAGUAAUUUUGCCUCCAGAAGAGGAGGUGUCUAAGCUGGUAGCUACUAGUGAGAAGCAAUACAAGGAACGUUUGGAAAAGGCAAUUCAAAUUCCUGAUGUAGAAGAGGAUUCUAGUUGCAAGGGAAAAGUGCUUUCAGGAACUCCCAUUGAACUGAAAAGCAGUGAGUGGGUUCUUCAAAUUGUUCCCUGGAUUGGAGGUAGAAUCAUCUCCAUGAUGCACAUUCCUUCAGAAACACAAUGGCUCCAUAGCAGGAUUGAGAUAAAUGGUUAUGAGGAGUAUAGUGGUACAGAGUAUCGUUCUGCUGGGUGUUCUGAGGAAUACUCUGUCAUUGAUUUAGAACUUGAGCAUGCAGGGGAGAUGGGAUCUGUGGUAUUAGAGGGUGAUAUUGGUGGAGGAUUGGUUCUUCAACGGCAUAUCUAUUUUCCAAAGAGUGCCGCCAAUGUUAUCCAGAUAGACUCUGGCAUAAUAGCUCGUAGUGUCGGAGCUGGUUCUGGAGGGUUCUCAAGGUUGGUCUGCUUAAGAGUUCACCCAACAUUCCAUCUUUUGCACCCCUCAGAAUCUCUCGUCUCAUUUACCUCGGUUGAUGGAACGAUGCAUGAAGUCCUUCCUGAUAGUGGGGAGCAAUUCUUCGAAGGAAAGCUUAUUCCUAAUGGUGAGUGGAGGCUCGUUGAUAAAUGUCUUGGCUUGGCACUGGUUAAUCGAUUUAAUGUUACUGAGGUAUUCAAGUGUCUUGUUCACUGGGAUUGUGGCACUGUCAACCUGGAGCUUUGGUCCGACAGCAGGCCUGUUUCAAAGCAAUCCCCUCUCACAGUUUCCCAUCAGUACGAGGUUAUAAGAAUUCCGUAAUUAUUCAACUGGUCAUUACGCAAGGUGUCGAAAUGUUUGAAACAGCGGAUCUGUGCUAUAAAACAUGCAUAUAAAACCAUGUUUACAAAUCUAAGUGCUGUUUUCUUCUUCCUUUUCACUUAAAUGCAUGUUUGGUUGGACUUUUAACCUUUAAAAUGUAAUGAAUUAUAGAGGAGGAAUGAUAAUGAACAACAGUAUAUCUGAAAGCCAGUAGAGUCAUAUUGUAUUUGUACUUUUAACA